Messenger RNA from Eruca vesicaria subsp. sativa (arugula), 2475 nucleotides. The record is from the annotation of a GenBank genome assembly. NCBI's taxonomy places the organism in Eukaryota, Viridiplantae, Streptophyta, Magnoliopsida, Brassicales, Brassicaceae.
AUGACUCCCCGUUCCUCACUCUCUCACCGAUCAUCUUCCUCCGACAGUCACAAACGGAAACUGAACUGCAACGGCCUCGAGGAUCUCCUCCACAAGAUGAAGAAACACGAGGUCAGCGCCGAGUCAUCGAAUCGUCCCGAGUCGACUCAGCUGCAGGUCUUCGUGAGGAUGAUGUCUGGAGGGAAAACGAUAGUGAUCCACGGGGACAAGAAGGACACAGUGGAGCAGCUCCACCACAGAAUCGAGCUAAAGACCAAGAUUCCAGCAAAGGAGCAGCGUGUUGUCUACAAAGGCAAGCAGCUACAGCUUGAACACUCCUUGAGCUACUACUCCAUCGAGCAAGACUCCUCCCUUCACCUCCUUGGACGUAUGCAAAGCACGGAGCAUCCCGUGGCUUGGCAAACCGUUAAUGAUGUCAUGUACGAAGUCUCUCGGAUGCUCAGGGGAGAUUGGUUUGUCUCCGUUGAAAGCAUCAACGAGAUCCUCGUCACGUUUUUCGACAUGAUGCCUAAGAAAGAGACAGGUGAGUAUCUCAAGAUUUUCUUGAACUCUUCGGUUCCAGCUGCUCUUGUGAUGCUCUUUGCUUCUCCUUUAGAGAUCAACAAAUCGUGUGGGAAGAGUUCUAUUAAGCUCUUCUUUGAUAGUUGUAUAGACUUGCCUGAUAAUCAGCAGAGAUGUUGUUUACCUGUCUUGUUAGAGUUCUUUAGAUUGCUUAGGAGGGUUUGUCCUCGUAACAAGCUUUACGUGUCUUGUCGGAAUACCUUGGGAUCUGUGCUGGAAUUGGUUUAUAGCUCUGGUGAGUCUCGUAGUAGCUUGUUGGCUAUUGGGGAUGAAAUCUUCCCGUGUUUAAGCGAGUUAGUUAAACUUCUGGUGAAACAGUUAGUGGAUGAUGAUGAUAACUCAGGGCCUAGUUCAUGUGACGUUCAGAAACUCUCUUCCUUCUGGCAACCUUUGAGGUAUUCAAUACAAAACCAAGCUGAACCUUUCACUCUCAUUGCUUUGCCUCUGCAAAACAAUGUAUUGGGGAAGCUUUAUCACAUCUUCGGAAAGUUGUUGAAUGCAAUGGGGAAAGGUAUGUUAAGACUUGAAUCCUUGUUGGCGAGAAGAGGAGCUGUGGCUGCAAAGUGUUCUCAGUAUCUUGCUAUACUGAAGAUUGUUAGUUCAAUGUCUGAGCUCUAUCAAGGUGGUAAGGAACGGGUAGGUAUGCUUUUGAGUAGCAGGAAGGCUUCAUUCUGCGCCCUUGUUUUGAAAUUCGUGAAAAGAGGGGAUGAUGAUGAUGAUCACCAAUGGAUCUUUAAGUAUAAGGAAGCUACAACCUUUGAAUCUAGGAGGCAUUUGGCAAUGCUGUUGUUUCUGGAGGUGGAAGAAGAAGAAGAAGACUAUGAGGAGAUGCACGAAAUGCUCAUUGAUCGGUCCAAUUUGUUAGCUGAGUCAUUUGAGUAUAUAACGGAAGCAAGCUCAGAGGAACUUCAUGGUGGUCUGUUUAUGGAAUUCAAGAAUGAGGAAGCUACUGGUCCUGGUGUUCUAAGGGAAUGGUUUUAUUUGGUAUGUCAGGAGAUAUUUAAUCCGCAAAAUACCCUCUUCACUCCAUCUGCUGACGAUUUCAGAAGAUUCUCUCCAAAUCCAGCAUCCAAGGUGGAUCCAUUGCAUCUGGAUUACUUCGAGUUCACUGGUCGUGUGAUUGCUUUAGCUUUGAUGCACAAAGUUCAAGUUGGGGUGCUAUUCGACCGUGUUUUCUUCCUGCAGUUGACGGGAAAGAAAAUUGGUUUGGAAGAUAUAAAGGACACGGAUCGAAUCAUGUACAACAGCUGCAAACAGAUUCUAGAGAUGGAUCCAGAGUGUUUCGAUUUAGACGCACGUCUUGGUCUAACAUUUGUGUCUGAAACCGAGGUGCUGGGAAAAAGAGAAACAAAAGAGCUGCUUAAAGACGGAAAGUCUAUUGCCGUUAACAGCAAGAACAGGGAACAAUACGUUAAUCUACUAAUCAAACAUCGAUUCGCCACAUCAGUCUCUGAGCAAGUAAAUCAGUUUUCUCACGGCUUCUCGGAUAUCCUUGCAGAUACUGCACGGUUUUUCAAGAGAUUAUACGUUGAGGAUUUUGAUUGCAUCCUUGGAGGAGGAGAUAACCUGAUAAGUAUAGAUGAUUGGAAGGCGCAUACAGAGUACAAUGGAUUCAAAAAGACUGACCGCCAAAUAACCUGGUUCUGGAAGAUUCUGAAGAAAAUGACAGAGGAAGAAAGGAGGAGUGUACUCUUCUUUUGGACAUCGACUAGGUUUAUACCAGUGGAAGGGUUUAGAGGGUUAUCAUCAAAGCUUUAUAUCUACAGAUUACAUGAAGGUAAGGAUCAUCUUCCAACGUCUCACACUUGCUUUUACCGUCUCUGUUUACCAAAAUACCCCAAGAUUGCUCUCAUGGAACAACGACUUCGACUCAUUGCUCAAGAUCAUGUCAGCUCCAGUUUCGGUCAAUGGUGA